Haemonchus placei is the source of this 2532-nucleotide messenger RNA. The record is from the annotation of a GenBank genome assembly. Lineage: Eukaryota; Metazoa; Nematoda; Chromadorea; Rhabditida; Trichostrongylidae.
AUGGAGAUCACUCGGUUAUCGGAUAUCAUCGCGUUUCGACAGCAUGCUUGCCAGUUACUGGACCAACUGUUGGAUUACCAAUAUAAUGAAGACAACGACGACCCUCAGCCACUGCCGAAGACCCCUCCCGGAUCCGCUCCGUCGUGCGCGUGUCCUCCGAUGCGAGAUGAAGUUCGACCAGUGCUAUACCAGGUCGUCGCGAGGAACUACGGUCAGGGAGUAGUUCUCGAGGCUAAAGAUUUCUUCAUUCCCGGCCCCGAUCACCGCGAGCUUUUGUGUAUUCCGUUAACGCAGGAUUCUGUCAACGUUCUAAGCCGGACCAAAGGAUUUGACAGGUCCUUAAUGUCAGUGAAAGAUUUUGUAUGGGUUCAAUCGCUACGUCCUACGCCUGCGGUCCUACGCAGCCCGAACCGAUCUGCCAUGCUCCGUCGUGCUAGACUUCCACGAUCUACCAUUCUAGAUACGGGCACGCCAUACUUCUUCAGAGUUCACGAAUUUAUGCUGGUACCACCACGCUCCGCACCUCGUUCCAUCUUCGGGUACGUCUUAUCGCUUAUGCACUCUGAACGGAGUGGCGAGGUUUGCGACAUACGCGCAGCAUUCGACGGAAUUCGCGAUUCUCUCCAAAUUCCGCCAUCAAUCUGCAAUUUACGCCUUUCGGAAGUCCGCCGCGACGAGCUCCUGCAAGCGGAAACGCGACCCAACGUGUCGACAGCCAUUCGAUUUUCGCAUUCUCCAGUAUCUCGUGAGGCCCAGUGGUUCUUGAUUAAUGCGGUACGCCCUAUUCUCCCCGCACAUCCGACUGAGGGGAUCAUGCCAUUGUCCGUUUCACGCCUCUCGCCUGACGACAAAACAUGGAUCGACGACCUCACAUCAUCCCUUACCAACUACGUCAACCAUCCACGUUCCUCUUGUCACCACAUGGCAAAAUUGUUCAGCGUCGCCUGCGCUGCAUUAUCGGCAACUAACUUCACUUUCGACGACAAGCAGACUCACCACCUCUCUGCUGUUGUGCCCAGUCUAGAAGCCUAUCCGGUUUGCUCGCAGGUGCGAAUACCACGUAUGAUAACGGCCAGUGGAUGGACACGCAGACGAACUGCUCAGGUGUGGAUCGUUAAUUCUCGAACUGUGGCCCGCACGACAAUCGCUCAUUCGGAACACGUCUUUGAGACCAGGACACUCCAUGCAGAACUCCACGCAACACCUUCAUCACAUCUACCACUCAUGCGUGCUAUUGACAGGUUCAGUAGGGUCCUACACGGCAUACGUUCUGUGGGCAUUUGUGUAACUUUGGAUCGACCAACUUCUGGCACGGACCCCGUUUUCGAACUCCGGAAGAACGGCUGUUCGCGGAUUCGAACUCUUCGUUGCGCGGUCCAGCCAACGCUCGAUUGGGUUUACGGAGCAGCACUCCUCGGACUUUAGCCAUAGAGGACGCCGACCCUGCGGAUUCUCCAUCGUCGGUGCGCUUCCGCGGCUCCCGCCUCCACCUUCGCGACGACCAAUGUCGAGCUGUAAACAUCUACAGACGUCCUGUCAGACGAGGAUAGAGAGGAGUAUCGGAUAGCAGAAAGGGAAAAUUCUGACGCCACGGAAGAAGCAGUGAAGGUAAUGAUGCGUGUACGGUUCCCGUCCAUUAUAUGUAUGACGACGGCGUCACUUCUCAAUUCAACGGCCAAAGGAGGACUAUUUGACGAACUGUUAACUGGCUGUACGGUGCUGAUCGUGCAUGAGGCGUCUCAAGUCCCAGAACCGGCCUUCGUCGCCAUUGCAGCACGGUUUCCUUACGCGCGGCAGAUAUAUAUUGGCGACCCUCACCAACUGGAGCCACACGUGCGGUGUUCCCGCUCAUCCCGUGCCGCCCAACUAGGUGCCAGAGGAGCGAUGGAUGUCAUUCUACGUAGCCGUAUCCCGACCGCUGCACUCACCACCUUCAGAGCCCAUUCGUCGUUGAAUGCCCUGCCCAAGUAUCUCUUCUACGACGGCACUCUGACCAGUGGAACCCGGGCUAGCGAACGCUGUCUUAUGACCCGAACACUCCGACUACCUAAUCCAGAUCUUCCGUUAGUGUUCGUUAAUGUACCAGGACGAUCACUGAUCUCUUUGUCUGGCUCGCAUCGCAACGAGGAUGAGGCGGAAUGCUGUCAGGAAAUCGUCCGUCAAUUAGUGGCGUUAAAUGAGUCUCCGCGGUCCAUCGCCAUUGUGACGUUUUAUAAGGCUCAGCAACAACUUUUGUUCAACUACGCGACUCAGCAAGGAAUAGCCCUACACACGGUGGACUCUGUACAGGGCCGUGAAAUGGACAUUGUCAUUGUCCUUACUUCUCGCACGGACGUCUCUUCGACCUCAGGAGACUUCUUGAAUGAUCCGAGACGGAUGAACGCCGCACUAACGAGAUGUCGUCACGGGCAAUUCAUCCUGGGAUACGCUAGGACUCUACGCACACUCCGCAACUGGGGACGCUUGAUCCAGUGGGUCGAGAACGCGCGCACAAUUGUCAGCACAGCCAGUCUUCCUGACCUUUUCGAUUAG